GGCAAACAUCACUGCAGCAUCUUCAUGUGAACGCAGUCAAAGUGACACUCGCUUCUUUUAUCAUCUCAGCUCACAGAAAAAAGUGGAACCAUUAUCAGAAUGGAUCUGGAGAUUGAGGACAGCACGGAUAUGACGAAGAACCUCAAGAAGAAGGGCCUCGUCACAAAAGGGGACCUUCACAGAAGAGCGCCCUCCUCCAGGUCCGUCUCUGUGUUCCUUGGAUUACUGUGUGUCCUCCUGCUGGCUGGAAAUGUCGGACAGUUUCUCUUCUAUCACUUUAUCUUCAACCCCAAGUCUAUGGAACAGAUUCAGGCUGGAGCUGCAGAGAGAUCCCAGUUAAAGGCCAACUACAGCUUCUUAAAACAAGAAAUGGAUCAGCUACAGACAAACUACAGCUCCUUAGAACAAGAGAGGGAUCAGCUACAGACAAACUACAGGAUUGUAAAACAAGAGAGGGAUCAGCUACAGACAAACUACAGGAUUGUAAAACAAGAGAGGGAUCAGCUACAGACAAACUACAGCUCCUUAGAACAAGAGAAGGAUCAGCUACAGACAAACUACAGCUCCUUAAAACAAGGGAUGGAUCAGCUGAGGACUGACUACAACAGUCUGACAGCAGUAAGAGAUCAGUUACAGCAGAGGGUCAACAAGAUGGACCGGAGUUGUCCUCCAGGCUGGAGCAAGUUUGGUGAAAGCUGUUUCCACGUUUCAAACACAACAAGAAGCUGGAAUUCAAGCAGAAGCUUCUGCAACUCCAAUGGAGGGGAUCUGGCAAUCAUAAACACCAAAGAUAAAAUGGUGUUUGUCAGAGGGUUGGUGGAUUCAGGUAAUCAUGUCUGGAUUGGCCUGAAUGACCGUGUUAGUGAAGGGACCUGGAUGUGGGUGGAUGGGACCAGAGCCACAACCACGCAAGUUUUUACUAUUCUGGGGGCCUGGGCAGCCUGACAACUGGAAUAAUGUGGAAGACUGUGCAGAAAUACGGCACGGAGAAGGCGUGGUAGACUGGAAUGAUGAUGAUUGUAGUCUUCAAAAUAUCUGCAUCUGUGAAAAAUCCCCAUAACAUUCAGUUAACCCCCUCUACAUUUACAGAUGUCCUUCCAGACCAUCAGGUUCUCUUUUUUUCUACUGAACAACACAAUCCUGAUUGAUGGAUUUGAAUGCAUAUCAGUGUACAUAUAUACACACUACCGCUCAGAAGUUUGGAAUCACUUGGAAGUGUUCCAUGGAAAAACUCAUGAAAUUAGUCUGAAUAGGAGAUACAGCAAAUGAACUGGAUAUGCUGACACUGUCAGAGUUAGAAAUAAGGAUUUUUAAUGAAAAAUGUUCUUUAAACUUUGUCUUCAUAGAAAAAAAAACACCUUUUUUUAGUAGCCGUGCAGACCUCAGACAUUCUAGCUGUCAAUUUUCAAGUUAAUCUGAUGAGAUUUCCCCCCAUGCUUCCUGGAGAAUCUCCCACAAGAUGGAUUAGCUUGAUGGAGUCUUCCUUUGUACUGUAAGGUAAAGCUGCUCCCACAACAGCUCAAUAGGGUUCAGAUCUGAAGACUGUGCUGGCCACUCCAUUACAGUCAGAAUUCUGUCUGACUGCUGAUUCUUUAAAUAUGUCGUAGACACAGAGGUGUGUUUUUGGUCAUUAUCUUGCUGUAGGAUGAAAUUGGCCCUCGUGAUAGCUUUCCUUCCCCAAGGUCCCUUCCACUCUUUACAAACCACCUCCAAAGCCCCCCAGACCAUCAAGCUACCUCCAUCUUGCUUGGUUGGUGGUUUUAGCUCUGUUCUUGCAUCUUUUCAUUUGUUAUGUGUCUCACAAAUGUUCUUCUGUUUGAUCCAAAGACCUCAAACUUAAACUCAUCCGUGCACAACACCUUCCAGUGUCCAGUCUUUUUGCUCCUUUAUUAGUAGAAUGAUUUUUAGCUGUGCAACAGGAUUAACUUGGAUUGGAGCAGCCAAACUAAGAGAUUGAUGCAGAGGACUGACAGUUGCUGAUAACUGUUUGUGAACUGCAUGAAAAUGUUUUUAUUUGGAAAACAAAGAAAUUUGCCAGUGAUCCCAAAUGUUUGAG
Messenger RNA from Cheilinus undulatus (humphead wrasse), 2056 nucleotides. RefSeq names its product CD209 antigen-like. The record is from RefSeq and is a predicted model, not a curated record. NCBI's taxonomy places the organism in Eukaryota, Metazoa, Chordata, Actinopteri, Labriformes, Labridae. The transcript is spliced from 7 exons. Bases 100 to 945 code for a protein of 281 amino acids.